UGACGUCAGUGCAGACAAUAAUAUGGCGUCUACGAACGCAGUGGAGGCUAUAGACAGACAACAUUUAGCAAUUCAGGCCAAAUAACACUGGUUUAUUGUCACCUAAAGGCGCCAAUGGGCAGCAUGUUUCCUUCGAUAAUGAGAUUUCAUAUUUAAUUUCUCUGGUCUUUGUCUAAUAGCAGCACUCCAUGUCCGAAGGACCUCGGGCUCCCUGGUCGAAGCGGGGUUGCGUGGAGUCGCAUCGCCGAGAGCAGGGCAAGUACAAGCAGAGGAAAUGUGAACGUCCCUUCAUCGCUGUGAAGCCGACCGUUGGCCAGGAGGCCUCUAAAAGGUGCCUAAUGGCGGGGGAUGUGGAGGUGUACCUUUCCCAAGUGCAUGAUGGCAGCGUGUCGUCGGGCUUCAGAGCCUUGUAUGAGGAGCGACUGCUGCUCGAUGUCACUCUUCUCAUCGAGGAGCACCACUUCCAGGCGCACAAGGCUCUGUUAGCGACGCAAAGCGACUAUUUCCGGGUCAUGUUCACGGCUGACAUGCGGGAACGUGACCAGGAUAAGAUUCACAUGAAGGGGUUGACGGCAGCCGGGUUUGGUCACGUCCUUCGCUUCAUGUAUUAUGGUUCAUUAGAGUUAAGCAUGAUCACGGUGCAAGAGAUCCUGCAGGCUGCCAUGUACGUGCAACUCACAGAGGCUGUAGAGUUCUGCUGCUCCUUCCUACUGGCCAAGAUCUGCUUAGAGAAUUGUGCUGAGGUCAUGCGCUUGCUGGAAGACUUCAGCGUCGGCGUGGAAGGCGUGCAGGAGCAGCUUGACGCGUUUCUGCUGGAGAACUUUGUGCCUCUGAUGGCGCGACCGGACUUCCUGUCCUAUUUGAGCUUGGAGAAGUUGAUGGCUUAUCUGGAUAGUGACCAGCUGAGUCGAUUUCCGGAAAUUGAGCUGUAUGAGGCGGUGCAGGCUUGGCUGAGACAUGACCGGCGACGAUGGAGACAUACGGAUGCGGUGGUGCAGAACCUGCGCUUUUGCCUCAUGACCCCUGCCAAUAUCUUUGAGAAGGUGAAGACAUCAGAGUUCUACCGUUAUUCCCGCCAACUGAGGCUAGAAGUAGACCAGGCGCUCAGCUACUUCCAUCAGGUGAACGAACAACCGCUGGCAGAAACCAAGUCCAACCGCAUCAGAUCCGUGAGACCCCAGACUGCUGUAUUCCGUGGAAUGAUCGGCCACAGCAUGGUCAAUAGUAAGAUCCUCCUCCUGCACCGGCCCAAAGUGUGGUGGGAACUAGAAGGCCCCCAGGUACCGCUCCGCCCCGAUUGCCUGGCCAUCGUCAACAACUUCGCUUUCCUUUUGGGUGGUGAAGAGUUAGGCCCGGACGGAGAGUUCCACGCUUCUUCUAAGGUCUACCGCUACGAUCCCAGACAGAACUCCUGGCUACGCAUGGCCGACAUGUCCGUUCCCAGAUCAGAGUUUGCCGUCGGCGUCAUCGGGAAGUAUAUUUAUGCCGUUGCAGGCCGCACUCGCGACGAGACGUUUUAUUCUACGGAGCGUUAUGACAUUGUUGAGGACAAGUGGGAGUUUGUAGAUCCUUACCCUGUAAACAAGUACGGCCACGAAGGCACUGUGCUCAACGGGAAGCUGUACAUCACUGGCGGCAUCACCUCCUCUUCCACCUCAAAACAAGUGUGCGUCUUUGACCCGGGACGGGAAGGAACGUCCGAUCAUCGUACGCGGCGCACGCCAAUCCUCACCAACUGCUGGGAGAACAAGUCAAAAAUGAACUACGCUCGCUGCUUCCAUAAGAUGAUCUCCCACAACGGGAAGCUGUACGUCUUCGGCGGGGUGUGUGUGAUACUGCGUGCCUCUUUCGAAUCCCAGGGCUGCCCGUCGACAGAAGUUUAUGACCCAGACACCGACGAGUGGACUAUUUUGGCUUCAAUGCCUAUAGGACGCAGUGGGCAUGGAGUGGCAGUGUUGGACAAACAGAUCAUGGUGCUCGGGGGACUUUGCUACAACGGUCAUUACAGCGACUCUAUCCUCACAUUUGACCCUGAGGAGAACAAAUGGAAAGAGGACGAGUAUCCUAGGAUGCCUUGCAAACUGGACGGACUGCAAGUGUGUAGUUUGCACUUCCCAGAAUACGUUCUGGAACAUAUGGCAAACGAAGCAAAGCCCUGUCCAUGUGAUAUCGGGGAUACGAUUGAAUAUGGAGGUCUUGGAGAGGAAGUUCAAAUCGAGCACAUUAAAGCUUAUGUGGUGAAGCCUCAAGCAUCAGAAAAGGCCAUUAUUGUAAUUCAAGAUAUUUAUGGAUGGCAGCUUCCAAACACCAGAUACAUAGCUGACAUGCUCUCAGCCAAUGGAUACAUUGCUAUAUGUCCAGAUUUCUUUGUUGGAAAAGAGGCGUGGAGCCCAUCUCAUGACUGGUCAACAUUUCAGCAGUGGCUUGACGACAAAAAACCUACAGACAUCAAAAAGGAAGUGGAUGUUGUAUUGAGGUACCUGAAGGAGCAGUGUGGUGCAAAGCAUAUAGGUGUUGUGGGUUUUUGUUGGGGUGGUGUUGCGACACACUACAUUGCUCUUCAGUAUCAAGAAAUUAAAGCUGGCGUCUCAGUCUAUGGUAUCGUUAGAGAGCGGGAAGACAGGUUUGACCUUAAGAGUCCAACCCUCUUCAUAUUUGCAGAAAAUGAUGCAGUGAUACCUCUUGAUCAGGUGACCACACUAGAGACAAGACUGAAGGAAAAGUGCACUGCUGACUUCCAAGUGAAAAUCUUCCCUAAUCAGACACAUGGGUUUGUCCAUCGCAAGAGAGAAGACAUUAACCCAGAUGAUAAACCCUACAUCGAGGAAGCCAGGAAAGAUAUGAUCAACUGGUUGAAGAAGUACUUGUAAACUGCAACAGGUUAAAAUAACUGAGGUGAAGGUUAAACAUUUUCUAAUGACAGUCUAAUGAUAAAAAGCAGUAAAUCUGA
Molecule: messenger RNA, 2950 nt
Organism: Rhinichthys klamathensis goyatoka
Lineage: Eukaryota; Metazoa; Chordata; Actinopteri; Cypriniformes; Leuciscidae
Product: kelch-like protein 15
Exons: 9
Coding region: 189-2870 (893 amino acids)
Biological process (GO): protein ubiquitination; nuclear protein quality control by the ubiquitin-proteasome system
Cellular component (GO): Cul3-RING ubiquitin ligase complex; nucleus
Molecular function (GO): protein binding; hydrolase activity
Source: RefSeq, a predicted model, not a curated record